This is a messenger RNA of Glycine soja, 477 nucleotides long. RefSeq lists its product as uncharacterized. Lineage: Eukaryota; Viridiplantae; Streptophyta; Magnoliopsida; Fabales; Fabaceae. Bases 1 to 477 code for a protein of 158 amino acids. The record is from RefSeq and is a predicted model, not a curated record. The transcript has a single exon.
AUGAGGGAAGCAGCCCAGAAAAAUCUCUACAAAAGCUACUUAGUUGGAAAGAGGAAUGAACCUAUCAAUAUACUGCAAUAUGCUGAUGAUACUGUCUUUGUGGGUGAGGUUGCUUGGGAGAAUGUCUAUGUUGUAAAGGCUCUACUUAGAGGCUUUGAAUUGGCUUCUGGCUUAAAGAUUAAUUUUGCUAAAAGCCAAUUUGGAAUCAUAGAAGGUGGAGUUAAUUGGGGUUUGGAAGCAGCUCAUACCCUGAACUGUGGUCAAAUGGAUUAUCCUUUUCACUACUUAGGCAUCCCUAUUGGUGCCAAUCCUUCAAGUCAGUUGGUGUGGGAGCCUCUCAUCACUAAAUUCAAAUCUAAAUUAUCCAAAUGGGCCCAGAAAGACAUAUCUAUGGGGGAGAGGUUACCCUUAUCAACUAUGUCCUCAAUGCCCUUCCAAUUUACCUUCUCUCCUUUUUCAAGAUACCUCAAAGGAUAG